UUUCCGCCACGACGGAAGGCGUGUGUGUAUAGCACGCAUCUGUCACCUAGUACCACGCGGAACGCACCAUGCUAGCGAAGGCUGUUCCUCGGCCGUGCUCCGGCGCUGGCCGCCAUGGCGCGCCAGCGGCGAGGCUGUGGUCCGUCGGCGUCGCCGGAGGUCCGAGGAGGGGAGGAGCCGGUGGCAGGCUCGUGGCGGCGGACGCAGGGGAGAGGAUGGCGGGGUCAGAAGCCGUGCCGGUGGUGGCUGUGGCUGCCGGGAAGCAGCCCGUCAAUGGAUCAGCCAUGGCAGAUAAAUUUCUCACCAUGUGCAACACAUGGUGCAUUAACAUAUUUGUGGAUGUCCAAUCCUCAAAACCAACCCCACCAACUUGGUCCCUGAUGGAGUAUGAGCAACAACCAGGACGAAAGCCAUGCACGGAUAAGAACGGUUUGGGUAUCGACAAGCUUGUGACCUCAACUGUUGGGAAAUCGACAAACGUUCUUUGGCAUGACUGUCCAAUAGGUCAGUUUGAGAGGCAGGAACUGCUAAAUCAGAAGGGUUGUGUUGUGUGGAUAACAGGGUUAAGUGGUUCAGGGAAAAGCACACUAGCAUGCGCGCUAAGUCGCGAGCUGCACUCCAGAGGUCAUCUGACCUACAUUCUAGACGGUGACAAUCUAAGGCAUGGGUUAAACCGAGACCUCUGUUUCGAAGCAAAGGACCGUGCUGAAAAUAUACGCAGAGUAGGAGAAGUAGCAAAGCUGUUUGCAGAUGCUGGUCUGAUCUGCAUUGCUAGCUUGAUAUCACCCUACAGAAGUGAACGCAGCGCUUGCCGCAAAUUACUGCACAAUUCUACAUUCAUCGAGGUGUUUUUGAAUGUCCCACUUGAAGUUUGUGAAGCUAGGGAUCCAAAAGGCUUGUACAAGCUUGCCCGUGCAGGAAAAAUCAAAGGGUUUACUGGAAUUGAUGAUCCUUAUGAAGCACCUUCUGACUGCGAGAUAGUGAUACAGUGCAAAGCUGGUGACUGCGCCACGCCUAAAUCGAUGGCUGAUCAAGUUGUGUCAUAUCUUGAAGCAAAUGAGUUCUUACAGGAAUAGAGACGUAUGCUAUGGAUGAAAAAACAUUCUGAAAUUGGAUCGCCAAGGGAUGUGAAAUAUGAGGUAGUAUUUAUGUCUAGAAAGAGUGAUGAUAGUAUGAGAACAUAUAUAUUGACAUAAAGAUCGAAUCUGUACAUCAUUAUAAUAAAUUGAAAUGUUUUGACGCAA
Triticum aestivum (bread wheat) is the source of this 1244-nucleotide messenger RNA. Its product is annotated as adenylyl-sulfate kinase 3. The record is from RefSeq and is a predicted model, not a curated record. Gene Ontology annotation, molecular function: adenylylsulfate kinase activity; ATP binding. The transcript is spliced from 8 exons. Gene Ontology annotation, biological process: sulfate assimilation. NCBI's taxonomy places the organism in Eukaryota, Viridiplantae, Streptophyta, Magnoliopsida, Poales, Poaceae. The coding region runs from base 69 to 1076 and encodes 335 amino acids.